Messenger RNA from Penicillium mononematosum, 1410 nucleotides. Its product is annotated as salicylate hydroxylase. Gene Ontology annotation, biological process: secondary metabolite biosynthetic process. The record is from RefSeq and is a predicted model, not a curated record. Gene Ontology annotation, molecular function: monooxygenase activity; FAD binding. The coding region runs from base 1 to 1410 and encodes 469 amino acids. Lineage: Eukaryota; Fungi; Ascomycota; Eurotiomycetes; Eurotiales; Aspergillaceae. The transcript has 4 exons.
AUGGCUGAGAAGCUUACCGUCGUUAUUGUUGGGGCCGGCUUCUGCGGUCUCACCGCCGCAGUUGAGUGCAAGCUGAAGGGCAUGAACCCCAUCCUGUUGGAGGCCUAUCCGACCAGUCGUACCCAAGGAGAUGUUCUUGAUUUUAUGCACAAUGGCGGCCGACAUCUCAAUGCUUGGGAUAACGGAUCUGUUGGCGAGAAGCUCUUGAAGUCAGGUGUUCAUACUGCAAAGACGCUCGACUACUACUCCAACAAGGGCGAGUUGCUCCUGGCCGAGCCAUGGAUCUUCCGUGACGAGCACUACCACACACAAUAUGCCGGGCACCGAGGACUGCAGCAUCAAAUCAUCUCCGACUACGCUCAGUCCAUUGGAGUCGAUAUGCGCUUCGGCCCAGGCUUCUCUGUGGUGGAGUACAUCGAUACCGAGACUGAGACUGGUGUCGUCACCAAGGACGGAUCAAAGGUCCUCGGCGACGUUGUUCUUGGUUGUGAUGGCCCUCGCUCGCUUGCCCGCACACAGGUGCUUGGACUGCCCGACAACAAGGUCAACAGCGGUUACGCAAUCUACCGAGCCUGGUAUGAGCUGACUGACGAGCAUCGCAAAAACCCUCACAUUCGCAAGCUCUGUAACCCGGAUCAGGACCAGGCUGCCAUGCUCUUUGGCGACAACAUGCAUUCCUUUAUCUACACCUGGGGCAACGCAACGCAACUGGCUUGGGUUUUGACACACAAGGAUGAGCAAGACAUUGGAGAGUCGUGGUCAUUCCCUGGUGACCUCAACGAGGCCCUGAAGCAUAUCUCGGAGGGGGGAUUCUCCGAGACCCUGAAGGAAGUGGCCCGUAACACACCUGAAGGCCGACUAGUCGACUACAAGCUCGUAUGGCGGGACCCCAUCGACACCUGGUUGUCCAAGUCCAGGAAGAUUGCUGUCAUGGGUGAUGCCGCCCAUUGCCAUCUUCCCACAUCAGCCCAAGGUGCUUGCCAGGCCGUCGAAGAUGCUGUUGUCAUGGCCAAUUGUCUGGAGAAGUCCAAGGGGGACGUCAAGCUUGGCCUUCAGGUCUUUGAGCGCAUCCGUUACAACAGGUCGCAUGUGAUCCACAUGUCGUCCAUCUUGAACCGCGACGUGGCUCACGCUACCACCUGGACGCCCGAGCUGGCAGCACAGUUUGCUGACACUCUCUCCAUCCCGCACGAUGACUGGAUUGUCGAGUAUGACUGCAAGGCGGAUACCGACAAGAACUUUGAUCGCCUGGCUGAGGAGGUCAAGAGUGGAAAGCCUGGAACCCUGGAGGAGCUCAGUCUGCCGGCUGGCGGCUCGUUCAAGCCAAUCCCAGAGCAACUCAAGCGGAAAGGAGAGGUGCUGGAUACAAUUACCAUCGCAGAGGCCAAAGCCGUAGCUUCGAUAAAGUAG